AUGGCGAAUAAGGGAACGCUUUCACUCCCUUUGUCACCAUCGGCUGCCAUAGAUAUCUACAUUACUGUUCCCGACUUCUAUGCACAUUAUGUCAAGCUGAAGUUCCGAGGGACUCAUCUUCAAGUACGCGAACAUGUACCACUGGCACCUUACAUGAUCCUUGUUCUGAGGAUCGAGAAACGGACUAUAUUACUCUACAAAAGCGAAGUAGUAAAGGAGAAGAACCCGAAAUGGGCAGAAUUCGCCGUUCCUAUAUAUGUUAUCCAGUUCUUUACACAUGGCGCCCUUCAAAUACAUGUGUAUAACCAAAACACAAAUGCAGCAGACACGCUGAUAGGUUUCUGCAGCACGUCAAUGGCACAGCUGGAACGAGGCGUCGGAGCUCUGAAUUCGUAUAUGCUUAUGAACUUUGAAGGAAAGCGUAUUCAUGAGAAAAUGAGUGUUGAACUUGAAUCCAUGGAACUAGGUCGUGGAGAAACAUUUUUCAGUGCAAUCAAAGAUAGCACUCAUCUUCACCUCACUACGGCGAUAGAUAUGACAGCAUCAAAUGGAAAUCCCAACCAGCCUGAUUCGCUGCACUUUAUUCAUCCACAUGCUCAGAGCCCGUACGUGAAUGCAAUGCUUCGGCUAACACCGCUAUUCCUUGGUUACAUGGCUCACUCAAGAAUAGGUGCACUCGGUUUUGGCGCACGAACAGAGCCUCGAUUUGAGUUGUCGCAGUGUUUUGCUUUGAGCGGUUCUCAUACCGAUCCUCAUGUCGACGGUGUAAAAGGGCUGCUGGAAGCAUACCGUUCGGCAAUGAUGGCAGUUCAACCAUUCGCUCCUACAGACUUUUCUGAAGUAAUUUAUCAUGUGUCGAAGUUCGCAAAAGCGGAGACAAGACGCCGACUCGGCUUAUACUUCGUUUUGCUAAUUUUGACGGAUGGCGGGCUGACUAACCCGCGCCGUACUAUAGACGCCAUUGUAGAUUGUUCUCUUCAUCCGAUGAGUGUAAUUGCAGUCGGGAUUGGAAAGGAUCGAGAAUUUGCAAGUGUUAAGGCCCUGGAAUCACCAGUUCUCAAGCACUCUGACGGACGACCAUUGGCCAGACAGAACUUCCAAUUCGUGCCAUUCGAGGACCUCGACAGUGAUGAUGCAGUGGCAUUGAUUCCUCUUCAAAUUGCGCAGUGGCGAAAUCUCGUUUGCGAGAAGCCGAUGGAGUCCCCACCCUAA
Molecule: messenger RNA, 1212 nt
Organism: Ostertagia ostertagi
Lineage: Eukaryota; Metazoa; Nematoda; Chromadorea; Rhabditida; Trichostrongylidae
Source: the annotation of a GenBank genome assembly